Salmo salar (Atlantic salmon) is the source of this 3081-nucleotide messenger RNA. RefSeq names its product sodium/glucose cotransporter 1. NCBI's taxonomy places the organism in Eukaryota, Metazoa, Chordata, Actinopteri, Salmoniformes, Salmonidae. Gene Ontology annotation, cellular component: plasma membrane. Gene Ontology annotation, biological process: transmembrane transport; sodium ion transport. Gene Ontology annotation, molecular function: D-glucose:sodium symporter activity. The record is from RefSeq and is a predicted model, not a curated record.
CACAAUAUUAACCAGCAGUACACACACACACCCCUAUACCUACCUUUGGGGUCAGUGGUACAGAAGCAACAGUGCAGCAGUAAAGGAAAGAAUCUUCAUCAACACACCUGUUCUCUGGUCACCUCUGCAGCUCGGAGCAGACAAAAUGACACAGGAUUAUUCUGGGUUCCCCUUAGUUAGGAAUGUGUUUAACAAUGGCACGGUGGCCCUUAACAACCCGGCGGAUAUCUCCGUCAUUGUGAUCUACUUUUUGGUUGUCUUGGCAGUCGGAGUAUGGGCUAUGCUGAGCACAAACCGAGCCACAGUAGGUGGAUUCUUCCUGGCAGGAAGAAGCAUGGUGUGGUGGCCUAUUGGGGCAUCUCUCUUUGCCAGCAACAUCGGCAGUGGGCAUUUUGUCGGCAUUGCAGGGACUGCGGCUGCAGCUGGAAUUGCUAUUGGCGGAUUUGAAUGGAAUGCCCUUGUGGUGGUGAUCAUUCUUGGAUGGCUCUUUGUACCCAUUUACAUCAAAGCUGGGGUGGUGACCAUGCCAGAGUACUUGAAGAAGAGGUUCGGAGGGCAGCGCAUCCGCAUCUAUCUCUCAGUGCUCUCACUCUUCCUCUAUGUCUUCACUAAGAUCUCAGCGGAUAUGUUCUCUGGAGCCAUCUUUAUUAAUCAGGCUCUGGGGCUGAAUAUCUACCUAGCUGUGGUUCUCCUACUAAGUAUCACUGCUCUAUACACAGUCACAGGUGGACUGGCUGCAGUCAUCUACACAGACACUUUGCAGACCAUCAUCAUGGUUGUGGGAUCUUUCAUCCUCAUGGGUUAUGCCUUCAAUAAGGUGGGAGGUUAUGAGAACUUCCAGGAGCACUACAUGAUGGCCAUGCCUACUCUGACAGGGGUCAACAUCAGUAAGAGAUGCUACACCCCUAGGCCUGACUCCUUCCACAUCUUCAGGGACGCGGUGACAGGGGACCUGCCCUGGCCAGGCCUGGUGUUUGGUCUCACUAUCCAGGCCACCUGGUAUUGGUGCACUGAUCAGGUGAUUGUCCAGCGCUGUCUAUCUGCCAAAAGUCUGUCUCAUGUCAAGGCUGGCUGCAUCCUGUGUGGCUACCUGAAGCUGUUGCCCAUGUUCGUCAUGGUCUUCCCUGGCAUGAUCAGCCGAAUCCUCUACCCAGACGAGGUGGCGUGUGUGGACCCAGAUGAGUGCCAGACGUACUGUGGUGCCAGCGUGGGCUGCACCAACAUCGCCUAUCCCAAACUGGUGGUAGACCUCAUGCCAAAUGGUCUGCGAGGCCUGAUGCUGUCGGUGAUGAUGGCGUCUCUGAUGAGCUCCCUGACCUCCAUCUUCAACAGCGCCAGCACCCUGUUCACCAUGGACAUCUACACCAAGAUACGCAGCUCCGCCUCCGAGAAGGAACUCAUGAUCGCUGGGAGGGUAUUUAUCCUGGUUCUGAUUGGGGUGAGUAUAGCGUGGAUCCCUGUGGUCCAGUCUGCUCAGAGCGGCCAGCUCUUUGACUACAUCCAGUCCAUCACCAGCUACCUGACCCCGCCCAUCGCAGCCACCUUCAUGCUCGCCAUCUUCUGUAAGCGCGUCAACGAGCCGGGUGUGUUCUAUGGGCUUAUGAUAGGCCUGGCCAUUGGCCUAUCCAGGAUGAUCGCUGAGUUUGCCUAUGGGACGGGCAGCUGUGUGGCCCCUACUAACUGUCCUGAGAUCAUCUGUGGGGUCCACUACCUCUACUUCUCCAUCAUUCUGUUCUGCAUUUCGUGCUUGGUGAUACUCACCAUCUCCCUCAUGACCAAACCCAUUGAAGACAAACAUUUGUACCGGUUGUGCUGGAAGCUGAGGAACCACACAGAGGAGAGGUUGGAUCUGGAGAUAGAUGAUUGGACAGAAAACCAAGAAUCAGACUAUAUGGAUAUUGAAGAGCCCACAGAGGAGCCAGGCUGUUGUAAGAAGGCAGUGUUGAGCUUCUGUGGUUUGGAAAAGUCGAAUGCUCCCAACCUGAGUGCUGAGGAGCAGGCUGAGCUGCAGAGGAAACUCACAGACACAUCAGAGAAACCCCUGUGGAGGAAUGUGGUCAAUGCCAAUGGCAUUAUCCUCCUAUGUGUCUGUGUCUUCUUCCACGGUUUCUACGGUUAAACAUCUCAUCCUGGACCUCCGCUGCCCUAGAGUCUGGACUGUCUAUCCAUAAACUUGAGUAGUCUCGUCUUUCAACCCUGAAAUCCCCCCCAGACUCACAGGCCCACGAUGCACUGUACAUGGCAACCUCUCUUACCCUCCCUCUAUCCAUCAUCUGGGGUCCUGAACUGUUUUAUUCACACCCCCAUAAUGUGGUCAAUGCUACGACUGCCUUGGCUUCAAGAUACCCUGCUCCAUACCUGUAUGACUGUCCUAGACACUAUCUGGGAGUCACAAUGCUCCUUUGUUUGGUGUUCUUUGCUUUGUGGACUUUUACAUUUUGUGUAUGUACAAUGAAUGUGAUGAUGCUGAUGAAGGAUCUGAAUAGGACUCAGUGUCCAAUGGUAUCCAAUGUUCACUUUGAAGUUUCUGCCCUUCAUGAAGUUACUAUAGUUUGGUAUAUUGCAACCACUAGGUGGGGCUGCAGUAUGAAUACAUUUAAGAUUGAAAAGUAUCAUUACCAGGGUAACACUGUACAGCCAGUGGAUUUAAUGGCAUUGAGACAAAAUCAAAACAAAUGUAUUCAUAUAGCCCUUCUUACAUCAGCGGAUAUCUUAAAGUGCUGUACAGAAACCCAGCCUAAAACCCCAAACAGUAAGCAAUGCAGGUGUAGAAGCACCUACAUUUUCAUUACAAAAUGUAAUGUAAUGAGAGGACAAAUACCAUAUACAUGAGCAUGCAUGACAUGUACUAACUUUCUGUUAUCUAAUUAAUAAUGUAUUCCAUCUUAGUAAGAAAAAAGUUGAACACUAACAUAUUUUUCAGAGAGGGAGGGACGCACAAACUCACACAUUCAGUCUCCUACUGUGAAUCCAGCCUGGUUUUUGUGACGUUCUAUCAAAAACAACAUUUUUUGCCAUAUUUAAUAUUUUUUCUAGCUGUCAUUUUGUUUUGCUACUUGCUAAUAAAUGACAUCUCAAGGA